UAUUGAUUGAAUUUAUUGUGUGUUUUAUUGUCAUUCAAAACGUGUUUAAUAUCUAAAAGUUAAACACAAUUAAGGAUUGAAUUGAAUUGCGAUAACAAUUGAAUGCAUUUUCAAACACUAAUCUAAUCGUGAGAUUUGCUGUCAUUUGUUGAGACAAUUGGUGGCAAAAAAUGGCCGAAUAUUUGGCUUCAAUUUUCGGCACCGAAAAGGAUAAGGUGAAUUGUUCGUUUUACUUCAAGAUAGGCGCCUGUCGUCACGGAGACCGAUGCUCUCGCAUACAUAAUAAGCCCACUUUCAGCCAGACAUUAUUACUGCAAAAUCUGUACCAAAAUCCCCAAAACGUGGGCCAAUCGGGCGAUGGAAACAAUGACAUCGUAUUGCAGGGCAUUAAAGUGAUGUCCGACGAAGAAGCACAGGAACACUUCGACAACUUCUUCGAGGAUGUGUUCAUUGAGUUGGAGGACAAGUACGGAGAGAUCGAGGAGAUGAACGUUUGCGACAAUUUGGGCGACCAUUUGGUCGGCAAUGUUUACGUCAAGUUCCGUAGAGAAGAGGACGCGGAUAAGGCUCAGAAUGAGUUGAAUAAUCGUUGGUUCGGCGGCCGACCCAUCUAUGCCGAGCUCUCGCCGGUCACCGACUUUCGCGAAGCCUGUUGUCGUCAAUACGAGAUGGGAGAGUGCACUCGAAGUGGUUUUUGUAAUUUCAUGCAUUUGAAGCCCAUUUCACGGGAACUGCGGCGAGAACUGUAUGGCCGACGACGAGCGGCGGCUAUAGAGCGCCGUUUGGCCAGUUAUGUGACCGGACGGUCCAGAUCUCGGAGUCUAUCGCCCGUUCGGCGCCGCAGUCGAAGCCGUGAGCGAAGGGAACGCCGCGAACGAGAGCGCGAACGCGAGACCCGACGCUCUCGAAGUCCCGCGACAAAGAGAAGCGCAAGAGUCGGGACAAAACGGAACACCGAAGACGUGAAGACAAAGAUAACGGAACCGAACAUAACGGCCGAUAGGAUUACUCUCUCAUUCAUUUUCAUUCAACGUUUACAUUGAAUUUAAUUUAAAAUUUUCACUAAAUUUUGACAAAAACUUAUUGAAUAAAGCUUUCAAUUGACUGCGAAAUUAACAUAA
Molecule: messenger RNA, 1121 nt
Organism: Medioppia subpectinata
Lineage: Eukaryota; Metazoa; Arthropoda; Arachnida; Sarcoptiformes; Oppiidae
Source: the annotation of a GenBank genome assembly